Molecule: messenger RNA, 3758 nt
Organism: Lutra lutra (Eurasian river otter)
Lineage: Eukaryota; Metazoa; Chordata; Mammalia; Carnivora; Mustelidae
Gene: CMTM3
Product: CKLF like MARVEL transmembrane domain containing 3
Exons: 5
Coding region: 129-689 (186 amino acids)
Cellular component (GO): membrane
Source: RefSeq, a predicted model, not a curated record
GGAUGCGCCCCCGCUCCUGGGUCUUGCCUUUUUCUCCUUCCGCAUAGCCCGGGUUUCCGCUUCCCUCCCAGGCGCGGGGUGAAGGAGCGGGGCGCGCCUCGGUCCCUGCCGCCGCCGCCGCCGCCGCCAUGUGGCCACCAGACCAGGAGCCCGACCCGGACCCGGACCCGGCCUCGGCGCGCGCCGGCCGCUCUCAGCCCGGCGCGGCGAUGCCGGGGCUCCGCGCCCUCCUGCCGGCGCGCGCCUUCCUCUGCUCGCUCAAAGGCCGCCUCCUGCUGGCCGAGUCGGGUCUCUCAUUCAUCACCUUUGUCUGCUAUGUGGCGUCCUCUGCAUCCGCCUUCCUCGCGGCGCCUCUGCUGGAGUUCCUGCUGGCCCUCUACUUCCUCUUUGCGGACGCGAUGCAGCUGAAUGACAAAUGGCAGGGCUUGUGCUGGCCCAUGAUGGACUUCCUGCGCUGUGUCACAGCCGCUCUCAUCUACUUCGCCAUCUCCAUCACAGCUGUCGCCAAGUACUCGGACGGGGCUUCCAAAGCAGCUGGGGUGUUUGGCUUCUUUGCCACCAUUGUGUUUGCAAUCGACUUCUACCUGAUCUUUAAUGAAGUGGCCAAAUUCCUCAAACAAGGGGACUCUGCAGAAGAGAACACAGCCGAUAAGGCAGAAGAAGAGAAUUCCGACUCUGACUCUGACUGAAGCCCUGCCCCGCCCCAACCACCCGAGCCCCAAAGGCCCCUACAGUCGUGCCUUCUGGCCGGGCACAGUCAAGACACAUGCGCUGGGAGAGAGGUGGUGACUUCUCCAGCAGCAGUGGGAGCUGCUGACGGAGCCGGCCUCCUCAUGGCUCCAAGGUGACAUGCCCAAGCCCGGCCUACCCAACAGCACCCCUCGGUUGAGCAGCGUCUAAUAACCACUGCACACACGGGGGCAUCGUGAAUAGUCUGCCAUGCCUCCUCAUUUCUGCCUCACAGACCUUAAGCCUUGUACACUCUCUGCCAAAAAUAAGCACAAGGGGACAGAGCUGAUGGAGUCUUGUCACCUCCGUCACCUGCAGCGGGGAGGGGGGUAAAAGUAGGACCAAAGCCACCAGAGGACCAACCUGCUAGGCCCCAGGGAUUUUUGGCUGCAUUUGGUGUCCCACUCAUGCCAGACACUUUGUCGAGAAUGAUCCUUGCAAGAUUCUUUUGUUCCAGGAGCACCAGUUCCCUCUUCAUUUGAAGCAGGAAGAAAACCGACCUUUGCUCUACUCUAGGAGCGAGCAGGUCACAGUGCCCAGAACAGGCACCUCACACGCUGGGGGGCCAUGUCUUCUCCGGGGGACCUGACAGUUGUAGAUCAGCUUACCAGGUCCAAGAUCCAGAUACCUAACCAUGAAAUAACUGACGGUUUCUGGGGGGCUGGGCAGGCCCGGCCAAACCCUCUUUCCCGGGGGCCCGCCAGCCGGCGAAGGGCUCUCGGGCACUCAGGAUGAGAGUCUCUCGACACCAGAGCAGGUCUCCUGAGUGCCUUUCGAGAGGUGAGAUGUGCCUUCUGCGUUCACCUGAGGAUAUGUGCUAUGUAUGUUCAAUGGGAUUUUGUAACUUUAUGUAAUUUGUUUUUUUUUUUUUUUUUUACACAAAAGUAGCUUUUUAAAUGGCAUUUCCUCUGACCCAAGAGGCCUCAUGAAUGAGCCAGAUCUGGACACAUGUCUUGGGCAUUUGUAAUCUUUGUUCUUCUCUUGCAUAUGAAAAAAGCCAUAAUGGAUUAAACCAGACUGACUCUGUGCUUGGACUGUAUGUGUUUGAAAACAACUCACACCACCCAGAGCAGUGCAGUCCAGUGUCCUGUUCAGCACAGAUGGCUCCUGUCGAUGGUGAGUCCGACAGCCCCGGGGCUCAGCUCCUGCUCCACAGCUCACACCCCGACGCAUCUGACGCAUGUGCUCUCCCUCACUCCUCACACAGUCCUGGUUCACAGUGCAGGAAACCGAAAGAAGGUUCUGGAGCUUGCCUUGCUCCCCGGAGCCCCUUUGAAGGGGCCCAGGGCCCUCUCACUUAGUGUCAGGGUAACGACCCACAGCACCUCUGAGGCAGCCACAACCUGGGGCUCUUGUGGUUUGGAAACUGGUUGCACACGGGACCUCAGAGUUGAAGCCUGGGAGGAUGCUGGGUCAGCAUCUGGCCUAGGCCUUCUGCUCCAGCUUUUGCACGUGUUCAAAAACCUGUCUGAAAGUUGGCGUGCAGAUGCCGAGAGGCGUGUAUGGCGGGAAUUUCUGCCCCACCUUGCCUGUGCAGGUAAGCCAGCCUCGCUGCCUGUUGACACCCACACCGUGGCCCCUCUCGUGGACGUGGACUGUGUUCCGCCUCUACCUCCGAGGCCUGUUUCAGGAACUGGGUCCACAGCCUUCGAAGGUACAGAGGGGAAGUGAGAGCGAGGACAGAGACAAUGCUACUUUUAUGUGUCCAUUUAUUAAACAAGUACUCCUUCAUGACAAUUUAAUACAAUAUUUAUUAGCGAUUAGUGUUGAGAAAAUUAUUUCCCUCUACAUACAAAAAUACAGAUUUGAACACUAUGAAAACGAUCAGGACAAGUACCAUGAAAAAUAGGUCCUUCAAAAGAAAUAAAGGGGCAAAACUGAGGGCAAUGUGAGGCUCUGUCUGCUGUCAGGGACAAACCGCCAGGAGCAAAGGCUUUGGGGUGCCAAAACCACUCCAAAUGGAUAGAGUCAAACCCACAAGCCAGAGUCUGAGAAGCCAGGAGACCCACCAACAGCAUAAACCGUCGUGUGCCACAUGGCAUCACCUCAGAAUGCCCACAGCUGUGUCCAAACUAACAAAGGAAAUAGAUUUUAAGAAGCAAAAUGUAAAAUGUUAAGUUAACAUUGCCCCCCAAAGUGCCACCGGGCCAAGUACCAAUGAGUAAAAUCAUAUUAGAGUUAUUAGCCAUCUGAUUUGACGUCCUUUGUUAAAAUAAUUACAUAUUCUGACCCUUCAAAGGGACAAAAGAGAAGCUAUAAUCUUACGUUUCCAUAAAUCCAUUCCUUCAUGUUGCAACGGCUCAGCUAGUUUACUCAAGAAUUUUCUUGACCAGACAGAACCCACAUCCUACAGGGGUGGGAAAGCCAAAGGAGCAGCUAGAGUGUAGCGAGUCUCAAUUUCACGAAGCUCCUCGCAGCAGGACAUCUAUUUUGUCCAGGCAGAAAAUCAGAAAAGGCCACGGAGUCCACCCUGCACAUCCGUAAACCAACGUGAGGUCCGAGGAGAAGGCCAGCCAGUGGAGGCUGCGCGGGCAGCCUGUCUCCUGCGGGCAGAGGGAAGCCAGCAGCAGGGCAGGAGCACUGGCCCGAGCCGGUCCUGGAAGACAUCCGGGCCCGAGAAGGCCCUCAGCCUCACCAGCCCCCAACAAUGGGGCUCUUCGCUGUUUUGGACCCAAAGAGGGGGGAGUCAGCACCACGGGUAUCCAUCCUUUUUUAUGAAACCACUUUCUCCUUUCUGCUUGAGGUGAGCAGUGGCUCUCUAACUGACCAAGUGGUUUAAAAAUGCCAGAUGCAGUUAUACUGAUUAAUAAUCAUUUCACAGAAAUAUACUCUUACUCUCAGACUUGAAAUAAGCAGAAAACAAGUUGCUGGGGAGAGAAAGCAGCAGAGAGGAGACAGGAAUAGCCAAGGUGGGUUUUUUUUUUUUUCUUUUUUAAAAUACGUAACGAAGUUUAAAGGGAUAAUGGCCAAACCUCAAAACCAUCAUUGCUAAAAGCAAUAUUAAAAGGACACAAUCUAAAAUCAUGCUA